AUGCCACCAAAGCGCGGUGCUGCCCCAGCAAAAUCCCGUCUGGCACCGAAACGCGCCUCUAAGCUUGCCAAAGAGAAUGGAUUGAGUGCUGACCAAGAGGCCGAGAUUCGUGAAGCCUUCGGUCUCUUCGCUGUACAUCACCCAGAUCAUGAGGACUCGAAGGAGGGUGUUUUGCGCAAAGACGAUGUGCGGCGAUGUCUAAUCUCCCUGAACCUCGCGCCCGAGAAGUCCGAGAUCCCCUCCAUACUUGCGACCAUCGACCCACUCAAUACCGGCUUUGUCGACUUCGUACCGUUCCUCUCCUAUGCCGCUAUUGCCAUGCACUCGAAAGAAGCCGGGUCAGACGAAGACAUGGAAGACGAGGAUGACGAGUACCGAGGCGAGAGCAACGCAGAGGAAGUCAGCGCAGGGUACCAGCUGUUUACUCAUGGUGGCCCUGGACCUAUCACAUUAGGGCAUCUGAGGAGGAUAGCGAAAGAAUUAAGAGAGGACGUACCGGACGAUGUCUUGAGGGAUAUGAUCCUCGAGGCGAAUGGCGGCGUACGAACCAAAGGCAAGGAUGUUGGCGGGGUCUCGUUGGAAGAGUUCGAAAGCGUGAUGAAGCGGGCUGGGCUGUCUUUUGGAUGA
Messenger RNA from Ascochyta rabiei, 627 nucleotides. RefSeq lists its product as uncharacterized. The transcript is spliced from 3 exons. Bases 1 to 627 code for a protein of 208 amino acids. Lineage: Eukaryota; Fungi; Ascomycota; Dothideomycetes; Pleosporales; Didymellaceae. The record is from RefSeq and is a predicted model, not a curated record.